This is a messenger RNA of Physcomitrium patens, 2061 nucleotides long. Its product is annotated as pectinesterase/pectinesterase inhibitor 3. NCBI's taxonomy places the organism in Eukaryota, Viridiplantae, Streptophyta, Bryopsida, Funariales, Funariaceae. Gene Ontology annotation, molecular function: pectinesterase activity; enzyme inhibitor activity. Gene Ontology annotation, biological process: cell wall modification. The record is from RefSeq and is a predicted model, not a curated record.
UUAAGUGCAGUUUCGUCCGAUUCCAACCUUGACUCCGACCCUCAUUGCGAAAUCUGUGAUUGAGCACGCAUGGUGGGUAGCUACGUCUAGAUUUGUGCUGCGGUAGGAUUGGCGAAAUACAGUGGUUCCAGUUCAGUCCAGGAGUUCGAGAUUGAUCUUGUCGUGGAUGAGUCUGCGACGGUAGUGGGAAAUGAUGUUCGGCUUGCAUGAUGCCAUAUGGUUUGCAGUUGCUGUGUCGUUGCUAGCAUCUCUUGCCCAAGCUGGAGAUGGUAAUGUCGUUGCUCUCGAAGCCCCAAGGAUGGUGCGUUUGAUGUGCAACCAAGCUCACGAUCGCGACUCUUGUGUGGCGUCUCUUGCCGCGCAUCCCCUCGCUGCCACGUCCGGGCCGCGCGACCUUGCUAGCAUCGGCAUCCAAACAGCAUUGGGAGGAGUGGGGAGCUUCUAUACGUACGCCACAAGUUUGCGGUCCGGAGCUAGUGGCAGAGGAAAAGAGUCUGCCCUCACUGCAUGUGAGUUUGUCCUUCAGGACUCCCAAGAUUAUCUUAAACAAGCGCUCGCAAGGCUCGCCACUCUCAACCCGCUGAAGUUCAAGCAGCAAAUAGAAGACACCUUGACGUGGAUGAGUUCCGCAUUGACGAACCACAUCACUUGUUUGGAUGGUUUUAGCGAGGUUGGCGGGGGGCUGAGAGAUUCGAUAUUGACCAGAUCUAUGAGUGUCACGACAUUGAUUGCAAAUUCCGUCUCGCUGGUUGGUUCCAUCAGCAGCUUCGGAGUUGCGAGUUUGGAUAAUGUUGACAGUCACAAUCGUCGUCUGCUUCAAAGUGAGCUCAGCGACAGUCUUGUCUACGAGCUUGGAAACGACGACUUCCCGAAGUGGAUGCGUCCCGCAGAUCGGAAACUAAUGCAGGCGGGUGGUGAUAGAACAAGAUUGACGAUCGUGAAUGCCAUUGUAGCCAAAGACGGCUCCGGAAAGUAUAAGUCCAUCCAAGCGGCCAUUGGUGCGGCGCCGAAGAACAGCUCAAAGAAAUGGGUCAUCCACGUCAAGGCUGGUGUGUGGAGUGAGUAUGUGGAGGUGCCGAAAUCUGCGAAGAAUAUGGUUAUUAUGGGAGACGGUAUUGGCGACACUAUUGUAACGGGAAGCAGAAGCGUCGUGGGCUCCAAUCUCACAACGUUCGCAACCGCCACCUUUUAUGUAAUAGCGCCAAAUUUUCUGGGGCUAGAUUUCACAGUUCGCAACACGGCUGGCCCCUGGAAUCACCAAGCUGUAGCGCUCAAGGUCCAGGGUGACAAGACCGCUUUCUGGCGGUGUUCCUUCGAAGCGUACCAAGACACGAUGUACGCUCACAGCAACCGGCAAUUCUACAAAGACUGUACCAUCUCCGGCAAGGUUGACUACAUAUUCGGCAAUGCGGCUGCUGUGUUUCAAACCUGUACUUUGCUAGGCCGCGUGCCGAUGCCCGGGCAACAGAACACCUUCACGGCGCAGGGUAGGACCACAAACUCUCAAAACACAGGAUUCUCGUUUCACAAGUGUAUCGUGGACGCGGCCCCGGAGCUCAAAAGCCUGAAGAACCAGGUCGUGAGUAGUUACUUUGGCCGACCGUGGAAGGAAUUUUCCAGAACAGUAUUUCUCACAUGCUCAGUAGGGAGUGUAAUCAGCGCUGAGGGAUGGCUACCAUGGGAUGGCACCUUUGCGCUCAAGACUCUCGUCUAUGGCGAAUACAAGAAUAUUGGCGCUGGCUCGGAUACGUCUCGUCGCGUGAAAUGGUCGACUCAAAUCCAAGACGUAAGAGUGGCGAAUAAGUUUACUGUUAAUUCUUUUAUUACGGGUGAAACCUGGCUGCCACAGACUACCAUAAUUUACAACCCGCAGCUGUAGAAAUCUAUUGGAUUGAACUCCUAAUCAAGAACAACAAUUUCUUAGUCAUGUGGUACAAGAGUUGACAAGAUGUUUAGAUAUUAAGCUUAAGACCAUUAUAUUAUAUUAGUCUAGUAGUAAUAGGUUAGUGAAAAAAAUACCAAGGACCUGAUUCUUUAAAAAAAAAUUAUCGAUAAAAUAAA